AUGGAUUCCACUGAGAUCUCUUUGGGGAUCGUGAUUGUGCUACAGUUCAACAUAGGACUGUCAGUCAACGUUUUCCUCCUCCUGUUUUAUGCUCGUGUGGUCUCCGCCAGCCCAAAGCACAGCUCUUCCGACCUGAUCCUUAUCCACCUGACCUUGGCCAACAUCAUCAUCCUCCUCGCCAAUGGAACCCCAGAGACCUUGUCAUCUUGGGGAUGGAGAAACUUCCUGGACAAUAUCAGAUGCAAAACCCUCAUGUACUUUGGUCGAGUGGCCCAGGGACUUAUCGUCUGCACCAGCUCCCUCCUGAGCGUCUUCCAGUCUGUCACCAUCAGCCUCGCCACCUCCCGGUGGGCGGGGGUCAAAGCCAGACUACCCAAGUGCGUCAUCCCCUCCUUGAUUUUCUUCUGGAUCCUCAACCUGCUGAUAGAUAGCAACAGCGCGAUAUUUGUGCUAGGUCCCCGGAAGAACACAAGCGCUGGAGUUGUACUGGAUCUGAAAUAUUGCUCCAAAGUCAUUGCCAGUGCAGAAAUCGACCUGAUCAUUUCAAUCAUGCUCUCCUUCAGGGAAAUAUUCUUCGUGAGGCUCAUGAGCUCGGCCAGUGGUUACAUGGUGUUCGUCCUGCACAGACACCACCGGAGGGUCCGACACCUCCACGGACCCGGCCGCCCCCCCGGGGAGACGCCCGUGGUCCGAGCGGCCAAGAGAGUCAUCGCCAUGGCCACCCUCUACGUCCUCCUUUACGCGAGACAGACCAUCAUGCUGAGCGUCAUCCUAAACCUCAAAGAGAAGUUUCCGCUGCUGGUGAAUAGCCACAUGGUCUUUUCCCUCACCUCCACUAUCAGUCCGUUCUUGAUGAGCCACAGCGACGGGAGGAUGAGGGCGUUCGGGAAAAGAGAGCUCCUAUUCCAACCCCGAUCCCUCCUAGGCUUCCAGGGAAGUCACCCGACCACCAAUAAGGUCCCACUGGGACGAGGUGACCAGACGUCCCAAUUUGCACAGCCCCAGAACGGUGAUGGGGAUUGUGUUCUGUGUCCCCGCAGUCAGUCAGUCCGUUGUACCUAUUGA
Molecule: messenger RNA, 1065 nt
Organism: Ornithorhynchus anatinus (platypus)
Lineage: Eukaryota; Metazoa; Chordata; Mammalia; Monotremata; Ornithorhynchidae
Product: vomeronasal 1 receptor ornAnaV1R3072
Exons: 1
Coding region: 1-1065 (354 amino acids)
Biological process (GO): G protein-coupled receptor signaling pathway
Cellular component (GO): membrane
Molecular function (GO): pheromone receptor activity
Source: RefSeq, marked inferred